Brienomyrus brachyistius is the source of this 1509-nucleotide messenger RNA. RefSeq names its product RING finger protein 212B-like. The record is from RefSeq and is a predicted model, not a curated record. Gene Ontology annotation, biological process: protein sumoylation; homologous chromosome pairing at meiosis; reciprocal meiotic recombination. Gene Ontology annotation, cellular component: synaptonemal complex. Lineage: Eukaryota; Metazoa; Chordata; Actinopteri; Osteoglossiformes; Mormyridae. The transcript is spliced from 13 exons. Gene Ontology annotation, molecular function: SUMO transferase activity. The coding region runs from base 160 to 1113 and encodes 317 amino acids.
CGCAGAAGCAGCGCUAGGACUGAGCCGUUUAAACUUCGCUUUAAAGGUCUAUGUCGGGAUACCUUACAUGCUGGUUGUUUUCUUGUGGUUUGUUGAGAACCUUUCCUAUUGCACUCGCCAUCAACAUCUUCCAACUCGUAGCUACCUGUGCCUGUAAGAAUGGACUGGUUGCACUGUAAUCAGUGUUACAGAAGGGAAGGGAUCGCCUUCGUUGUCGCUAGCUGUGGACACAUCGUCUGUGAGAGUUGCGUCAACCCCAGUAAAUUUUUGGGUUUAUCUUCCACAGAGCAGUGCACUGUGUGCGGUACAAGCUGUAAUUACCUUCAUAUAUCUGACAAGAUGAAGCCGCAGGAGCAGGCCUACUUCAGUGAUCCAGUGAAGCUCAUGCACUCUCGUCUGGAGCACAUUUCACAAGUUGCUCUCUUCCAGAACAGGCAGAAGGAGAAAAUCACUGCAUAUUUCAAGCAAAAGUCUGUGGAUCUGGAGAAGAGGCUGAAGGAGGUUAAGGAGCAAAGCUACAGGUACUCCGCCUUUGCCUCUGUUCUUCUCUGGGAGGUGUCUGAACUGAGGAGGGAGAAUGCAGAGUUGAAGAAGCCUCUCUCUCAAAGGAGGGUAUCUGUGGGUAAUUUUCAGACAAGCAGCUCCAACAGGAUGUCACGUCCAGUGGCCAUUACCCCUCCAGUUACCCCAGGGCUCCGCUUGCCAAGUACCAUCUGCACUGGUUCUGGGAUGUCCAUAGAGAGGUACAGAGACCAACACUCAGGGAUCAUGACUGGACUCCCAUCAGCUCCAUUGGAACAGCUCACAGAACAGAUCCUGCAACUCCAAACUUCUUCCGGUUCGGAGCUGGCUCAGCCCUCCUAUCCCCUAUCCCAAGAAACAACCAGCACUCUGGCACAGCAUGGAUACAGAACUAGAAGACCAGGAAAGGGAACAAUGGCAGGAUCUAUAAAACCAGAAGAUCCUCACCGUCAUACACACACCACCAGUUUGGGUCCAGCAAGCCCAUAUUUUCACACGUGUGAGCAGUUUAUAUAUGUUAAGACAUGGUGUCCAUUAAGGUUUCACAAGUGUACAGAAGUAAAUGGAGAUGACAGCUUCAUGAAAGUGUAGUCUGUUCAGUUUAUUAGAAACGGGUACAAAAGUCCAGUUCACUACAUUUUUUUUUUUUUUAACAUGCUCGGUACUGAGGUUUACACAGACUUUAACAGCCUCUGAUGUUCCUGCUACAACACUUGCAAAAAACAUUCCAAAAACAUAAUUCUCAUAACAUUACAAAUCGGAGAAUGUUCGUUUUGGACUGAUACACUUGAUUCUAUGGUAGAGUGCCUUAUUCUCUGCAACAAAGCUUCAUGGGGAAGGCAGGGUGGCCCAGCUACAGAACUACACUUCUUAGCUGGUCGUACAGUAUGGUGGGUGAAAAUCUUCAAGGGCAGGGAUCCACAGUUCUAUUGUAAAACUUCAGGGUCAUUGAAGUGUGUGUGCUUCACAUGUCUAACACUGAUCAUG